GAAUAGUCGCUGUAGCUGAGGCCAUAAAAUGAAGAAGUGAAAGUUGACAGAAAAGUUAUCUAUUGUUGGUAUCAUACAUAUAUGUAAUACAGAUUACAUAUAUUAUAUUGAUCGCCACCCAUAUUAUUUAAAAUCCAAACUAAACAUCUUUAUAACACUUUCAGAAUUAUGGAUAUCAAGAAUGUCGUAGCAGAAAUCGAUGCCUCUAUAAGUGGUGGCGACUUAUACGAUAAAAUAAACUCGUGUCUUAGAUUGUCUUCUGAUGCUUAUUACCUUCUUCAUAAUGGAAAAAUAGUUCAAUCGGGCACCAUUAUUAAAAAUGAAGAUCUUUCUUUUACUCGUAUUGUUCCUAGAGUGUUGGGCGGAAAAGGUGGUUUUGGAUCAAUGUUGCGGGCUAUUGGAGCACAAAUUGAAAAAACAACUAACAGAGAAGCAUGUAGAGAUUUGAGUGGAAGGAGACUGAGAGAUAUUAAUGAAGAAAAAAGAUUAAAAAAUUGGAUUAAUCAGCAAGCUGAAAGGGAAAAAGAGGCAAAAGAGAGAAGAAGGAAAAAGUUGGAAAAACAAUGUGAACAACCAAAACAUGAAUUCAAAGAUCCAGAAUAUGACAAAGAAAGAUCUGAACUUCCAGAAAUUGUUGAAGAUGCAGUUCUUCAAGGACUGCAAGCUUCAAGUAGCAGUUCAAUGAGUACCAAACGGAAACAUGUUCAGGAUGUACCAAUAAAGAAGAAAAAACCAAAAUUAUGGGUUGAUGAUGGAUUAGAGCUGAGUUCAGAUGAAGAUGAAAGUGAAGAAGAAACUGAAAACGCUUUACCUAAAAUUUUGACUGAAGGUAUUUGCCAAUCUAAUGAAUUACAAAGUAGACUAGUGAAUACACAAAACACUGUGGAUGAAGGGAAAGUAAAAUAAAGUUUAUUUGAGUAAAUUUUAUUUAUAAAAUUAUUAAAAACAUUUUGUUUAGAAAAUUAA
Molecule: messenger RNA, 966 nt
Organism: Diorhabda carinulata
Lineage: Eukaryota; Metazoa; Arthropoda; Insecta; Coleoptera; Chrysomelidae
Product: splicing regulator SDE2
Exons: 4
Coding region: 169-906 (245 amino acids)
Cellular component (GO): nucleus
Source: RefSeq, a predicted model, not a curated record